Molecule: messenger RNA, 838 nt
Organism: Monascus purpureus
Lineage: Eukaryota; Fungi; Ascomycota; Eurotiomycetes; Eurotiales; Aspergillaceae
Source: the annotation of a GenBank genome assembly
CUCGUCGGCGGGGUCUUGUUCUUUCUAUCGGGACUUGUAUGUCUAUAAGAAUAACAGGCAACCGUCUCCUACAGCAUCCAUUUCUAUCUCUGUCCGACUUCCCUCGCACACCUCUUCCCAGCAUCAUGGCAUCAGACAACCCGUCUAGUUCGAGAAUCGAACUCUACGACUCUACAAUGACGGUUCCAUCAGACUCUGAGAACUACUCUGCUAACCACGAACUGUCGUAUUCACCCCCUUCUUCGUCCAGCUCACCUCUCAUCCUCUACAAACCACCCACUAUCUGGAGCAUCCUGCGGGGAGCGGCGAUCAACCUCGUUCUGCCAUUUGUGAACGGGCUGAUGUUGGGAUUUGGGGAACUGUUUGCACACGAGGCAGCUUACAGACUAGGCUGGUCUGGCACAAAAGUUUUCCCUACACAUCGAAGAUCGCGGCCCAUGGGCCCAGGGAUCGAUGUUCAAGAGGCUCCAACGGAAAGGAGGCGUUUUACAAGGGCAGUGGGUCUGAAGGAUACCUCAUCUUUGGAAUGAACUGCAUGGCCGGAAACAACCGAUUUAGACGUUUGCAUUCCCGAAUAUACGGGCUGCAUGGAAUAUGCCGUCGCCGAUGCUUUCGAGUUUGGAUUCAUUCUAUCGAUGCCGCGAGAGCGAGAUUGUGUGCUAUGUUCUGUAUAUACAUAGAUUCGGAAGCUCCAGCAGGUCUAAUAGGAUGGCGUCUGGCGAAGGGGGUCGAGUCUUGUAUUGUCUUUCAACGCCUCAUCCAAUCUGUCAAUAGCAGGAAGAGACAGUCAAUAGCAGAGCAAAUUGCAGCAGAUGCCGGAUGGAAUGGAAUAUUGCAC